Cydia fagiglandana is the source of this 2967-nucleotide messenger RNA. Its product is annotated as protein rolling stone-like. Bases 554 to 1327 code for a protein of 257 amino acids. The record is from RefSeq and is a predicted model, not a curated record. Gene Ontology annotation, cellular component: membrane. The transcript has 4 exons. NCBI's taxonomy places the organism in Eukaryota, Metazoa, Arthropoda, Insecta, Lepidoptera, Tortricidae.
UGUUGCAUAUUUUAACGUGGUUAUUUUUCUAUACGUAAGUAGGUACCCACUAAAAUAACUAAUAAGAGAGUUGAGCUAUCCUUUUAUACAAUUACAGUUUUUAUAUUUCACUUUGACCACUUUUAUAUUACGAAUAAAUAUUCGUGAUAAGCAAAAGCAUGUAAAGUAGUAAUAACUAAUUAACCUUAUUCGGAAGCUUGUCAUACAAGCGAACUCAGUAUCUAUGUAAAUUAUGUAAGACUGAUAAUUAUCGACGUCAGGCUUUUAUGGGGUUAAGAUUAAUCUGAUGAAAUCGCUCAGCAAGAAGUCCACUGCAUUCAAGUUAAUUUGCCAGACGACGCAAACUGCUGUCCGCGUUUGUACCAGCGCACUGAUAUUGCUAGCUCCUUCCUAGCUACGAUUCUGAACGUAUAAACUAAACGCUCUCAAAGUAUCUAUUGUAUUUCAUUAUUAUUUUUGCAAAUUUUCUUACUUAUCUAUAUAUUAUAAAUUAUCCAGUUUUAAGGCCAUGUAUGACUGAUAAAAUAAAAAUUUAAGUGGUGUUCAGUGAAAAAUGGUACAUUUUACUAAAACAUCUUGUGAAGAUGAGCACCUGAGAAGAUUUUACACAUCUUCUUGGCAACAGAGUGAUUCGCCGGUAGCAAUGCUAGUGUUGCGGGCCUUGGAGUCUGCUGUGGCACUGGGGAUAUUAUUGUGGUCUUUGAUUGAGGCUGCGGUGCCUCAAUGGAUCGUCUAUCUCACUACUUGGGGUAUAAUACUGGUUUUUGCUAUGGAGGCCAGCGGCCUCAUCGUAUCAAUAUGUGCAUUGAAAAAGAAGCUACCGGAGGUAGGCAAGCCACCGUGGUACGUGAUGAUGUACUGGGUACUUUAUAACAUAUCCGUCCCUUUGGCUAUCGUUGUAACCAUGCUUUAUUGGAGGUUGCUAUCCAAAGAUGGUAGUAAAUACAGCAUUCAUGACCGGUAUUUCUGGUUGGACACUUCAUUGCACGGGUUUAAUGCAGUGAUAGUUCUGAUCGAGGUUUUCGCAUCUCGGACACCAGUGCGUUUAGCACACAUCUACCAGCCACUUCUUUUCGGUGUCGUGUACGCUGUGUUUUCCAAAAUAUAUCAGGAGGCUGGGGGCACUGGCGCAUAUGGUCAGCCCUAUAUCUACAAGUUUCUGGAUUGGAGCGAGCCGCAGAGCUCCUUCAUGACGACUAUUGGGAUUGCAAUAAUAACAAUCUUUUUAUACGUGAUUCUGUGGGCAUCCGCUUGUACUCGCGACGUGCUGAGUCGUGCAUGCUGCUCUACUAGACACCGGACAACCGAGCACAGUGUACUAAUUUAAUUAUCACCGGACAGAAUUUGAUUUCGAACAAGUUAUCUUAGUUAUUCAUCGGAUACUUCAUAAUGAACAUGUUUUCAAUUUUUCUUACAUUUCGAUGAAACAUUUCUUUAAAAUACUUACUACCUAUGUAAUUAGUUUUUGAUAUAUAUCGCUUUCAUUGUAAUAAACAUAUUUUUUUCAGUUCUCAUAAUAUAGGUAAUUCUAAUUUGUUUUUAUCUUUUACGGGUUAGAUUUUGCCUCUAUUACAGCUAUCGCUCUGAAAACUUUACUUUUUUUAUUAAUUAUAAAAAUAUAGAUAUUUAAUUAAGGACAAUUAAUUUGUAAAAGUAUCUUCCUGCAGCUUUCCCAAGGCAUUCCCAAACAGAAGGCACUCCUAAGAAAUAGGUUCCAAGUGUUCCAACUAUAUUUAUUUUUUGAAAGUUUCCCUUACCCGUAUAGGCAAUUGACCUAUAUUUAAUCCGACUCAACACACAAGUAGAAAAAGGUACAUUUAAAGAAUUAAAGAAGUCCUGUUUUUAUAAUUGGGUAAUAUAAUUACAUAUACUUAACACCACCAAAGAAAACACUAUUACCACUUAAUUUGUGAUUUAAGCGCCAUCUGUUGCUGAGUAGUUGCAUUAUUAUUUUUACUGCCAUCUAUUGCCGAAUCGCCGAAGUUACUUUAGUACAAAGUUUUUGUAUAGAUGGCGAUACAAUACUGACAGUAAUAACAACAACAGUACAGUCAGCAGCAGAAGUUGCUAAGCGGGCGAGGUGUUUAAAAUUACCUUGACAAGCUCUUAUUCUGUCAAGUUUGCGGAAAGUUUAAAUUUUUGAACAAUAAAGUCGCGUAAAAUUAAUCUUGACAUUCCGCUAAAAAAAUUUAAACUUUCCGCAAUUGGCACGUCAAUUCUGUAGUCAUCAAGACUUUUGCAGUAGUCGGAUUUAACUUAGACAUUAAUAAAGUUGACCCAACAACAUGUGGGAUAAACUACACUUGAAAGGCACGCGACCAUCGCAUGAUGGUAUUUGCUCUCAACAUCGCGAACAACUAUUUGCUUUCACAAAGUUUAGAGCUUGAACCUCGUUGGUUAUUCUGAGAGUAUUUCAAUUCAGCACUGUGAAAUGAUUAAAGUAAUUUUACUCCAUCUAAACUAAAUGAAACACUGAAUAGAAUAAUUAACUUACAUUUAAUCUUUGAGCCUUCGAUUAAACGACAGCGCCACUUGCACCAUCCCACUAAUCGGGGGUUAACCCGUUAUACCGUCAACCCAGUGUCAAAUCGUACUGGUAACCAUGGUAACUCCAGGUUUAACCGGUUAACCCCGGGCUAGUGGAAUGGUGCAAGUGGCCCUUAAGGUGUCGUCGAAGGCUUGCUGAAUACUAAAACUAAAUGAGGAGUGUCUUUUCAAAAGGUCUUAUUUCUCUAUGCAAACCUUUACAAAAAUAGGCCCUUUUGAAAAUACACUCCUCAAAUGCUUAAGAGGAAAUGGGACGAUCGUUUCUACAUACAAACGUAGUCCCAAUUUAAUAUACAUAGAGGAAAAUGAGGACUACCUUUGUAUGAAAAGGCGGGCAGGUACUUCACUUUUAUCUUAAUAAAUGGGCAGGCCACAUUGCGCGCAGAGAAGAUGGCCGAUGGGGUCGAAAAGUGCUCGAGU